AUGGCUCGUUCCUCGACAGAAGUCGAGAAAUAUGGCUACGAAGACUACCGAUUUGAGAAACAUGUCGACGAAAAUUUUCAUUGUUCCAUCUGCUACAAUGUUCUUAAAGAACCGAGGAUGUGCAGAAAUAAUGAACACGUCUUUUGUCUCGCCUGUAUCACUCAACAUUUGAAGGUAAAUUCUCAAACCUGUCCUGAAUGUAACGAACAUUUGAGUGUAUAUACUCUUUGUCGACCGCGGUUAGUGAAUAAUUAUUUAUCGAAGCUGAAGAUUAAUUGCGAUUAUGCCAGUCGAGGAUGUGCUCGGUUUAUUUGUCUUGAAGAUCUCGAAAAUCAUGUUGCAAGUUGUGGUUUUGCUCCUGUGUUUUGUUCAAAUGAAAAUUGUGGCAUGAAGAUUAACAAGCAAGAGAGAGACCAUCAUGAGAUUGUGGUUUGUGAAUAUAGGAAAAUGAACUGUCACGACUGCGAACAGAUACAGGAACUUGUGGGGAAAUUGGAAGGAAGUUUGAUUGAUAAGAUGCAGAGAAAUCAUGUUGAAAUGGAAAAGGUUGUGGGAAAAUUGGAAGGAAGUUUAGUUGAAAUGAAUAAGAAGUUCAUUGGAAAAGUGGAAGGAGCAAGAGAUGAUGCAAGGCAGGAAAUAAAACAAGUGAAGAAUGAAGUAGAAGAAGUUAAAGAAGAAGUAAAAUGUGUGAAAGCAAAUGUUUCCAAAGUGAACAAGGACAUGGAUGAAGUCAAAGCCAUGAUGAGUCAAAUGCUAACAAAGUUAAAAAUGCCCGAACUGCUGAACAAUCUACCAUUUCCAACUGAGGGAGUAUUAAAUACACCAAGAGGAGAUAUUUUGAUAGCAGGUGGCAACGGACGUUCCAGUGAAACUGGAAAAAGUGCAGAAAUAUAUUCCCGGGAGAGAAAUUGUUGGUUUGAAGUGUCACCAAUGAAUGGAAGGCAUAUAAAAGCUUCGUCAUUUAUUUAUGAUAAUCUGUUAUUUGUUGUUGGGGGAAAUUAUUCUGAGAUGAUAGAGACCUUGGAUCUCAAUGACUUGCCCUUGAGAUGGUUGGAAUUUCCUGAAGAGCUGCCGUGUAAGAGUGAUGCUCAUCAAACAGUUGUUUGCGACCAGCGUAUCAUUCACAUUGGUGGAGAUUUAUAUACAAAAGGACGGUCCAAUACGAUUAGUGAACUACAACUUACCUCGCCACCAAUUAUGAAAGAAUUCAGCCAUAUGUCAAAGUCGCGAUAUUGUCACGGUGCUGAGGUAUUUGAAGACAAAGUCUUGAUCUUUGGAGGAGUGAAUGAGCAUUCCGAAGUGCUUAACAGUGUGUUGGAGUUUGAUCCAAAGAAGAAUGAAUGCAAAGAGAUGCCACUGUUGCCAUAUCCUGUGACACGAAUGGGAACGGCUCGUUGGAGAGAUAGAGUCUAUGUCCUUGGAGGUCGCGAUAAGGAUGGUCAAGUUCUGAAUGAUGUUAUCAUGUAUCACUGCAAGACGGGCAAGACCUCAUUCCUACCAUCCAUGCUGAAAAGGAGAUCCGAUUGUUGUGCAGUUGUUACAGGAGAUCGAAUUGUAGUCAUGGGAGGUGAGAAUGAGAAGUAUGAAACUCUUAAUUCUGUGGAGUGUUUUAAUAUGAGAGGUUCAAGAUGGAAAUAUCUUCCUGCCAUGAAUGAAGCCAGGUGGGGUGCAGUUGCUGAAGCUUUACCUGCCAAAGGUUUGACAUGA
Messenger RNA from Paramuricea clavata, 1707 nucleotides. The record is from the annotation of a GenBank genome assembly. NCBI's taxonomy places the organism in Eukaryota, Metazoa, Cnidaria, Anthozoa, Malacalcyonacea, Plexauridae.